GAGACAGACAGAAGUGGAUGGCCCAAGACCUGGAUUCACAGCUUUAAAAGCAGGAGCGGGAUUUUGGAGUUUGGGAUAAUUCUGCCCUCUGUCUGGAGAAAAGAGAGUGAGGUGGAAUAUAACAACAGUUGAUUGGGAAGUUGUCACUCAGUGGACAGAGACAAGAAGUGGCAUUGACAGGGCGUGCUGUGGUUCAGGGGGUCCAGGUGGCAGGCAUGAGGGGUCCGGCCUGCACUGGAGUCUGGCUCUAGAGUCCACAGGGGCUCCCACUUCAACUGGACACAUUCCACAGGACGUGUGCCCAUGAGGUCGUCACCACUGGUCCUGCUCCUCCUGAUCGGCGUCCAGGCUGUACUAAACAUGUCAGGUGGAUUGGCCUGGAGCGCCGGCGCAGCCAACCACAGAGUAGGACAGCAGACAGCAGCCAAUCGCAGAGCAGGACAGCAGCAGACAGCCGCAGGGGACCACAUUUCUGAACAACAUAGUUCACAGGAGCACCGUAGGAACAGCCACCACAGGACCAAGAGGCCCCACCGAGCAGCCUCGCACACACAGGAUAAGAGCCCCGACGUAGGGCACUCUAUGUCAGAUUCUCCCCCUGACCCCUCCAUCCCAGUAGUGGACCCCAAGCUCUUCUCUAAGAGACGUUACCGCUCCUCCCCUCGUGUUGUCUUCAGCGAGGAGACCCCAUCUCAUGAUGCCCUGGAGGAUGAGGGCUAUGACAUUGAAGGGGUGAGGGGGGUGAGGGUAAGGCGCAGAGCGGGAUCGCACACCAUGCACAGAGGAGAGUACUCAGUGUGUGACAGCAUGAAUACCUGGGUUGGCAACCUGACACGAGCCACAGACAUAGCUGGGAAUGAGGUGACUGUGCUGCCUAAUGUUACAAUCAACAACGUGGUGAAGAAACAGUUCUUCUAUGAGACCACUUGCCGCUCCCCCACACACAGAGGCUCUGGGACUGCAAAUGGAAGGCCAGGGGGGCGCGGUGGAAAACAGGGUUCCAAAUCGGGCAACGCAGGCUGUCUGGGCAUCGACAGCCGCCACUGGAACUCCUACUGCACCAACACACACAUAUUCGUAAGUGCCUUGACCAUCUACAAGGAACGAACAGCCUGGCGUUUCAUCCGCAUUAACGCCGCGUGCGUGUGUGUUCUCAGCCGGAAGUCAUGGGCGGGACGACUGGGGCACUGACUCCUGAACACUGAACUAUGAACCAAGCACACACAUUUCUACUAAACAGCCACUGCAGCUUUAUUGCCAAUACUGUAAUCCUCCUCCCCAUCUCCAAACAAACACACUCUGACCAUAGCAUUAAAUCCAGACACACACACACACACACACACACACAC
Molecule: messenger RNA, 1349 nt
Organism: Labrus bergylta (ballan wrasse)
Lineage: Eukaryota; Metazoa; Chordata; Actinopteri; Labriformes; Labridae
Gene: ngfa
Product: nerve growth factor a (beta polypeptide)
Biological process (GO): memory; neuron projection morphogenesis; negative regulation of neuron apoptotic process
Cellular component (GO): dendrite; axon; synaptic vesicle
Molecular function (GO): nerve growth factor receptor binding; growth factor activity
Source: RefSeq, a predicted model, not a curated record